AUGGGUCCAAGUGUGAAUCAUAUGGUCGAGGAGCUGCCCCAGUUCAACCCUCGUAAGUUCGAUAUGAAAGUUCGCUAUCCGAUUUGGAUGGCAAAGAGCAUCCUCAAACAAUCCUUGCAGGCUCUAGCAUUCCUCCACGAAAAUGGUAUCGCCCAUGGAGACUUCCAGCCGGGAAACAUGCUCUUCACUCUGAGCUAUAUCGACUCCACCCCCGAGGACUCGCUCCGGCAACAGGAAGAUGUGCAGACACAGUCUAUUUCUCCCCCUGUGGAGAGGCGAGACGGAAAACAAGAUAAAUGGGGCCGGGCAUAUCUUUGCGUUGCGCAGCCACUGGCUCCCUUUACCCCCUACACCGAAGGAUUCAAGCUCAAAUUAUCCGAUCUUGGUGCUGCAUAUUUCUUUACCAACCCACCAACAAAACCCGUGACUCCACGCGGUCUUCGAGCCCCCGAGUUGGUUCUUACGGGAUCUUACAACAACACAGUUGAUGUCUGGAGUUUCGGUUGCCUUCUCUUUGAACUUAUAACUGGACAACAACCUUUCUGCGUACCCUACUCCGAAAUGCAAGAUGACGAUCAUCUUCUCUCCCUGACUUCCCAACUCGGCCCCCUCCCCGAAGACCUCUACAAGCAUUGA
This is a messenger RNA of Penicillium cosmopolitanum, 636 nucleotides long. RefSeq lists its product as uncharacterized. The record is from RefSeq and is a predicted model, not a curated record. The coding region runs from base 1 to 636 and encodes 211 amino acids. The transcript is spliced from 2 exons. Gene Ontology annotation, molecular function: protein kinase activity; ATP binding. Gene Ontology annotation, biological process: protein phosphorylation. NCBI's taxonomy places the organism in Eukaryota, Fungi, Ascomycota, Eurotiomycetes, Eurotiales, Aspergillaceae.